Molecule: messenger RNA, 422 nt
Organism: Nematocida parisii ERTm1
Lineage: Eukaryota; Fungi; Microsporidia
Exons: 1
Coding region: 7-396 (129 amino acids)
Source: RefSeq, a predicted model, not a curated record
CCCAAAAUGAGGAAAACCAUUGAAGGAUUGCUCCACAGAUACAAAACAUUUGGUAUAUACAGAGAAAAAGAAAAGGCAGUGUUCAGAUACACAGACAAGUAUAACAAAGACACUGACGGGACAGUAAAUAUUAUAACAGCAAUGCAGAAUGGGUCAGAAGAGUAUCCAAAUGAAUUAGUAGAGUGUGGGUUUGGGCACGGCUCAAAGUACAAAAAAGCAGGAACCGCUGAGGAGCACAUAUUCACCACAAGCAUAGACAGUGAAGUAGAGGAGAGUGAAGAGAGCGAGAACAAUGAAAUGGACAAUGAGAAUGAAGAAAUGGACAAUGACUACAUGGAGAAUUAUUAUGACAAUGAUGAGCAAGAAACAGAUGACAAUGAAGAAGACGUAAUAUAAGAGAAAUAAUCAUAAAUAAAGAAAUC